Molecule: messenger RNA, 1104 nt
Organism: Lachancea sp. 'fantastica'
Lineage: Eukaryota; Fungi; Ascomycota; Saccharomycetes; Saccharomycetales; Saccharomycetaceae
Source: the annotation of a GenBank genome assembly
AUGGGAGCGAGACCAGUGAAAGUCGAUGUACAUUCCACGAUGUUCGAAGAGCCCACUAAAAGAAUCUUCGAUUCCCGCGGCACGCAGGCGUUCCAAAAAUCAGUUGCAAUGUACAGGAUCAAGAUGUAUCUCCAUCGAUAUGUUAGCAUUGUGGAAGGUGAGCAAAUUCCCAAAACCAGUGAGAAUUCAACGGUUUUGGACUUCGUGGCACUAUUGAGCAAGCUGGCCACAAUGGUCGAUGAAACUCCUGCGUUUCCUGGACCAAGAAGAUACGGCAAUUUGGCCUGCAGAUCGUGGCAUGAUAAAAUUGAAACUGCUUUAUCUCCAUUGCUGGAAGAUUUCAUGCCAUCCGACUGUCAAAAGAGCAUAGUGGAGCUCCGAUACUAUCUGGCGAACGCAUUCGGAUCUCGCGAACGUUUGGACUACGGAACGGGACACGAACUUUCCUUCUUCGCCGUGAUAUCAGCUCUCGACAUGUUGGGUAUCUGGGGACCCGAUUUGCAGGGCAGAGACCUGCUAUUUCUGCUAAACAGCUACUACGCGCUCAUAAAGAAACUGGUCCUUACCUACUCUUUGGAACCAGCUGGAUCUCAUGGCGUUUGGGGCCUUGACGACCAUUUCCACUUGAUAUACAUCUUUGGUGCUUCUCAAAUGAUAGGCAUGCGCUCACCGCCGGCUUCACCCAAAGAAAUGCAAAUGAAAGACAUAGUGCAAGAAAAUGCGCCCACCAACCUGUAUUGCCAAGGACUCUCAUUUGUCUACCAAGUCAAGUCAGGACAGCUAGCUGAAAACUCCCCCAUGCUUUAUGACAUCUCCCAAACUGUGGCAACAUGGCCGAAAGUUCAGCGAGGCCUCUUGAAAAUGUAUUUUGCGGAGGUACUCAACAAGUUUCCAGUCGUACAACACUUCUGGUUCGGAAAGGGUCUUUACCCAUGGGUCAGUACCGAUAGCGGCGAUGUACUUCCCGUUUUCGAAGCAUCAUUAAGCAAUCACCCUGUACAAACAACCUUGCAUAACGCCGGUACAUCGCGACACCCCAUGAACCCUCCCGAUUUGCGUGGCGUCAACCGAUUCAUACCUCAGGACAGGUUUCGGAAGUUUUGA